AUGAUGCUGAAAUGGAUAUUGCUCGUGCUGUGCUGUAUAGCGCCCGGUCUAGCCAGUGCAUUUUUCAUGUUGUCGCGACUGCAAAGUGUUGCCGUGCAAGGGGUGCUGUUGUGCGAAGGCCGACCGCUACCAGAUCACCAAGUGACGCUCAUCGACAAAGACGGGCUUGAUCCGGACGAUGUGAUGGGUGUGAAUGUAACCGAUCAGCGGGGAUAUUUUUACGUGAGCGGUAACGAAAGCGAAUGGAGCGCCAUUGAUCCAGUGCUAAUCGUUCGACACAAAUGCAACGAUGGCGGCAUCCCUUGCGAUCGGAUAUGGCAUUUGGGCAUCCCGGUAAAAUAUAUCAGUAACGAAGGCGAAGCGCAGCAAGUUAUGGAUGUAGGUGUACUCAAUGCCGAAGUGGUCUUUUACGGCGAGAAACGGGACUGCUUACCGUAA
Messenger RNA from Gongylonema pulchrum, 438 nucleotides. Lineage: Eukaryota; Metazoa; Nematoda; Chromadorea; Rhabditida; Gongylonematidae. The record is from the annotation of a GenBank genome assembly.